CACGCUGGCCGAGCUGCCAAUGCUCCACUGGCAAUUUUGACGUCGCAGCGAACGGUUGUGUUUUGUUUCCGUCGUGUUGUAGAGGGGCUAAGCACAGCUAAGUGGCACAUUUGUUGUACUGAGUCAGACCAAUUAAAUAUUAUCCAACUUAUCAAAGUGUAUCAAUUAUAAAAACCUACGAAAAAUAACCGGAAACAACGAAUUCGUGCUCACAUCCAAGGCGGUAAUUAACGCUCUUAACAACAAUACAAAGAAUAAACGCAAACGAAAUCGAGAAAUAUAAAAAACGCUAAAGAAAAAUCAUUAGCGAGAAGGUGAACAAGCAAAUUAUUGAUUUUUCGUGUGGGAAAAGGGAGAGAAAAAAGAGAACUUCGGAAUACCAGCUGAAACGAAAGACGGCGGUUUAAAAGGAAUAAAGAAAAAAAAAACAAAAAUAUACGCAUAGGUACAAAAAAAAAACAGAUUUGUUAAUCAACAAUUAACAAAAACAGCAAAACAACAACUUGCUAAAUACAUAAUUCAAAGAAAAAAAUAUUGUGAAAACAGUUUUUUGAUGUUAUUGUAAUUGUGUGUGUCACCUUAACAGUGAAGUAGUAUACAAAUUUAGUGAAGGGGCCGCUAAGCUGAAUAUUAGUUAAAAGUGUGAGAAAUUCUAGCGGGAAGCGACUUCAUUGUUGAGGAAGUGUAUCAACGCAUUCAGGUCACGCGUAACGCACAUAAACGCACGUACGCAUACGGUUGCCGAUUUUGGGGAGUUGCAACAGCGUCAGAAGCGAAAAGGAACGGCAGUUCAAGCAACCCAAAAACAAAAACAACAAGAAAAGUACUUGUGCAGAAAAGAAAACUCAAGCUCAAGCCCAAGCGCCAUCGCCUCCGCCUCCGCCUUUCAACGCCACUUACGUGCUACCUACACACCACACCAACCAACCAUUACAACUACCACCACUCAUUAGACAUUCACAAAGCACCAGUGUAAUAACAACAACUACAUUCCACCGCCAUUCCACCGCAAUAAGAAGAAGAACGAAGUAUCAGAAGAAGUAACUGAAGAAGUUAAGAAGAAGCAUCAUUGUACAGUUUACCGUUUUGUUGUAAGUGUUGUGUGUAUUUGGCUUGAAUACAUAAGUAUGCCGCAAGCAGAAGGCGGCUAUACAGCGCUCGAUAGCGCCGGCACCAAUGGCCAUGAUGGCAGCGGUGGUGCCAUCUAUCAAUCCACCACAGAACCGACUGGGCCACAUUCGGUAUUUGAAUCGGUGAAACGCGCCAUCGGUCAGGUGGUGGGCACAACGAAUGGCAGCGCUCAGGACACAGAUGAUUUGCUAACAGCAACCAAUGGGCGACAAGCAAUUAUUGUUGGAUCAAGAGACCGGGACAAAAUUGGUAAGCCACUGAACACGAAGAUGCCAUCUGCGCCGACACACACGGCCGAGGAGGCACGUCUGUUGGGCACCAUGCCCAUCGAUCCCAUGGACGAUAUUGAAUUGCGGUCUGUGCAAUUGCAAUUCCCGAAUGCACGCGGCUCUAUUUUGGAGGCAUGCGAUCAACGUCGUGUGCCCACCGAUAAAGGGGAUAUACAUGUGGCCAUACAGGGUGACACUUCUAAACCAGCCAUUUUAACGUAUCAUGAUUUGGGAUUGAACUAUGCCACUAGCUUUGCUGGUUUCUUCAAUUUCCCACCAAUGCGUGGGCUGCUGGAGAAUUUCUGCGUCUAUCAUGUUACAGCGCCUGGACAAGAGGAGGGUGCACCUACAUUGCCGGAAGACUACAUCUAUCCUACCAUGGAUGAAUUGGCCGCUCAGCUAGUCUUUGUGAUGUCACAUUUUGGACUCAAGUCGGUGAUUGGUUUUGGUGUUGGCGCUGGCGCUAAUAUAUUGGCCCGUUUCGCCCACACCAAUCCGGAUAAGGUCGGCGCUUUGGUGCUAAUCAAUUGCGUGUCGACACAGUCCGGUUGGAUUGAGUGGGGCUAUCAGAGCUUCAAUGCACGCUUCUUGCGCACCAAAGGCAUGACUCAGAGUGUCGUCGACUACCUGAUGUGGCAUCAUUUCGGACGCAAUCCAGAGGAGCGUAAUCACGAUUUGGUGCAAAUGUAUAAGCAACACUUUGAACGUGGUGUCAAUCCCACUAAUUUGGCUAUGUUUAUCAAUUCGUAUAUACACCGCAACGAUUUGAAUAUAACACGCACGCCACCAGGCACUCCCGGCACACAGCCAUCGGCAUGCACACUGAAAAUGCCAGUGAUCAAUAUUACUGGCGCGUUGUCGCCACAUGUCGAUGAUACGGUUACCUUUAAUGGGCGCUUGGAUCCAACAAAUUCAUCUUGGAUGAAGAUCUCCGAUUGCGCCAUGGUGCUGGAGGAGCAGCCAGCGAAAUUGGCCGAAGCCUUCAGGCUUUUCCUGCAAGGCGAAGGCUACGCCACGCCCCUCUCCACGCCAGCCACUUCACCAUGUGGCACCAAAUAUCAAACCUACUCGUCCAUAUUUUUUGCCAACUUCAAGGAACAAUUGGAGAAACAGCGGCGCGAACAGGAAACUGCGGAGCAACAACAACAACAACAACAGUUGCAACGUCAGCGAAAACAACAAAAAAAGUUGCGGAGCAAUGUGCGCCUCUGCCGCGAGACUGCCAUCAAUAACAACAAUAACACAAGCAUCGGCUAUGCCUCUAGCAGCGGUGAUGCCUCGGGUGGCGACUCUGAUGGCAAUGGCAACCAAUCGAUUGAACGCGAACGUCACUUGCCCGCUUUCGAUGUGGAGCAUGACAUGGAUGAUUUGGACUUGGAAGCGGAGCCGGAGCCGGAAGUGAGCGUAAAUGGUACAUCGUAUACGACUGCGCAAAAGAUGCGCAUCACAGAAAAUCCACUGCCGGAAACUGUGAGCUGUUAAACAGCGACGCUGGGCGUCAAAGCAGAAUAAGGUGGGAAAGAAAGCGAGAGAGGAAGGAAUAUAGGGUGCGAAAGUAGCGAAGUAAGUUAUCGUGGAGUUUAGAGAAGUGGUCGAACAGAGUCAAAGGACCUGCUAUCAGUCAACUUUGAAAAAUGUUUGUCACUGCUAUCAGAAAUCGACGCCAUGUAAUACCAAUUUGAAUAGAAGUAAUGGAAACAAAAAAAAACUUUUUUGACAUAAAACAAAACAUCACGCACGCGCAUAUGCCACCAGCAAUUGCUUGAGCUGAAAAAUAAAUUAAUUGCUAGUUGUCAAUAAAAGCAAAUGCAAAAGCUGCAGCGAAAAACCGCCCAAAAAAUGCUAAUUAGAAUAAUAAAAAAAAUUAUUUACAAAAACCGUUAUGUUUUUUAGUUUAUAUAUAAGUAUGUGUAUGUAUAUUUUUGUAGUACUGAGAAGACAAAACAAGAUGCGGUUGAAAAGGGAAAAUGCAUACUAGGGUGGUGCUUAAUGCAUAUAUACGUAUGAUUGAACAUAUGAUUUGUAAAAAAGCUAGACAUAAUUUUUUGUUAGCCUAAAAAUAUUUUGGUAAACUUGUGCAAAAUUUUUAGUCAAAUUAUGAACUGCACAUAAAUCUUUUGGAUAUUUAAGAAAAUGACAAAAUUUGUUUGGUAAUUUGUGAACUGGACGUAAAUUUUUGGCAAUCUAAAACCUGGACAUAACUUUUUGGUUAUUUAAAAAUUUGUCCAAAGUGUGUUUCAAUGUAAAAACUGGACAUAAUAUUUUUUUGGCAAUACAUUUUUGGUCAUUUAAAGCUGGUAAUAUAAAAGUUCGAAGUAAAUGUCUGCAUAAUUUUUGGUAAUUCAGGAGCUGGACAUAAAUGAGGAGACAUUUUUAUAAAUGAACAUAAUUUUUCUAGUAAUUUAGGAAGUGGACAUGAUUUUUUGGUUAAUAAA
This is a messenger RNA of Rhagoletis zephyria (snowberry fruit fly), 3835 nucleotides long. It is a transcript of the gene MESK2, whose product is annotated as misexpression suppressor of KSR 2. Lineage: Eukaryota; Metazoa; Arthropoda; Insecta; Diptera; Tephritidae. The record is from RefSeq and is a predicted model, not a curated record.